Hirsutella rhossiliensis is the source of this 3360-nucleotide messenger RNA. RefSeq names its product GRIP domain-containing protein. Bases 1 to 3360 code for a protein of 1119 amino acids. The transcript is spliced from 5 exons. The record is from RefSeq and is a predicted model, not a curated record. NCBI's taxonomy places the organism in Eukaryota, Fungi, Ascomycota, Sordariomycetes, Hypocreales, Ophiocordycipitaceae.
AUGUUUCAAAGAAUAAAGGGCGCAAUCGACCGGACCAUAGCAGAGGAGCAGGCGCGGCAAAAGACCAUAUCCGAGAGCACCACAUCGUCGAGGUCCGGGUCCGCGUCCUCGCGCCGCAACGACGGCCUCGCCACAGCCAAGCGCCACUCGCGGUCCAAGAAGCCGUCCACGGACGCGUCCGACUCUGCCCCCAACCCCGACCCGGCCGUAUUCGAGGCGGCUUUUGUCAUCGACGACAGCGACGAGCCGAGCCGCACCGCGUCCCCUAAACCGCCCCCGCCCCCGGCCAAGGACGACGACACUGCCCCUGCUGCAGCGGUGCAAGACAAGACUGAGGAGAAGAAGCAGGAUGCGGUCGAGGAAGACGAAAACGCACCACCCACGCCGGCGGCCGAGGAACUGAGCCCGGAAAUCAAGCAGCGUUUGCGCAAAUUGGAAAAGCUCGAGGCGACAUAUCCGGAGCUGCUCCGGUCCUAUCGCGUCGCCCACAAGCGUGCGACUGCCAUUGAGCCCUUUGAAAAGGCUCUGCGUGAGAUCACGCCCCUCACCUCCAUAAGCGACCCGGACGCCUUGAUCGAGUACCUCAACCAGCUCAAUCUGCGAGGCGACAUGGUCAUGGAGGAGCUGAAGAGAGUUUCCGCGGACAAAGACGAGCUCGGCAAGAAGCACCAGGAGGCGCAAGACAAACUGAGCAAGUUGGAAGAGGAGCUCGACGCCCUCAAGGCCGGCAAGCCCACAGAGCCUGCGGCGGAGGAUGGUAUCAAGUCUAAGGCGGUGGGAGCUGCAGACGGCGAUGAAAAGGGGCCUGAGAAGAUGAAGUCGCCCGUCGCGUCCGUCUUCAGCAUGCUGUCACCCAAGCAAAACGUCCAAGACGACGACGGAACCCAGGGCAAGUCAGAGACUGAGGAUCUCUUCUCCUACGACGACGAGGUCCCGCAGCUUCAAGCCGACAUCGCGGCGAAGUCUGGCGAGAUUGAACAGCUCAAAAAGGAGAUUUCUGACCUGAAGACGGAGCUCUUGACUGUCAAGGAGGAUAGCGCGGGUCUGGCAACGAGGCUGGAGUCUACGACCCAGGAGCUGAGCGAGGCGCGCGACACUGCUGCUUCGCGCGCGUUCAUGCAGUCGCAGCUGGAUGCGAGCAACGAGGAGAUUGCGCGCCUGACUGGGCGGCUCGACAAGUCUCAGGCCCUGCUCAAGGACCUCGAGGACAAGGCAGACAAAGAGAUGGAGGCUGCCGCGUCCAGGGUCCGGGAGACGGAGACGGCCUUGGCGACCUCGGACAAGCGAGCGGCAGAGCUGGAUGCCGAGCUGGCCAAGGCCAAUGCUGCAAAGACCGUCUCCAAGAAACUCAUCGAUGAACUCAGCGCUCAGAUCCAGGGGCUCAAAAAGGAGAAGGAAGAGGCCCAGGUUAAGAUGACGGAACUCUCCAACAAGCUCCAGAAACAGCCAGCCUCUACAACCCCACCGGCCCAGCAACUUGCCGCGUCUGCCCCCGUGGCGGCGGGCGGCGCCUCGAAGAAAAAGGGUAAGAAGAAGAAAGGCAAGGGAGCCGCUGCUGGCGCACCCGCGGCCUCGGAUGAGGCGGCAGGCGAGGCAGUGGCGUCGACAGCGGACUCGCCUCGCCCGGACGAGUCGGCCGCGGCGACUCUCGAGACGGAAAUCUCCAAGCUUAAGGAGGAAGUCAAGGACAAGGACGCGCAGAUUGAGCGGCUCUCCACGAAACGCAAAUCCGAGGAAGACUUGCGCGACGAGAUUGAGACGCUGCAAGAUAAUCUGCUCACCAUUGGGCAAGAUCACGUCGAGGCUAAAGAAAAGAUCAAGGAGUUGGAAGCGGAGAAGGCGUGGUUGAAGAAGCACAUUGCCGAGCUCGAGGGGCAGAUGGGCGCUUCAGCGUCAAAUGCUGCCGCAGACGCCAAGGUUCAGAGCGACUUGGACGACCUGCAAAAGGAGUAUGACGAGCUCAAGAGCAAGUCGGCCGCUCUGCAAUCGGACUUGGGUGCUGCGCAACAGCUCGCCCAGACUCGGUUCAAGGAUCUGACUGAGCUGCGGGAGGUGCUAGAAAAGGCACAGCCUGAGCUCAAGAGCCUCAGACAAGGGUCGGCCGAGCUGAGGACGGCCAAGGAAGACCUCGCCGCCAAGGUAAAGGAACUCAAAGAGAUGGAGAGGAAGGAAAAGGACCUGAAGCUAGAGGCUUCGCGCGCUCAUCAACUCUGCGCCGAUCGUGACACGGAAAUCAAGGGGCUUCGGGAACGGCUCAAGGCAGAGGGCAUCGCCAAGCAGCAAGCGGACGAGGCCAAGCGCAUCGCAGAGCGCGAGCUGCGGCGCGCCGAGGCCGACAAGGUGGAGCUGAGCGCCAAGGCAGAGAAGGCCGAGAGGGGGCUCCGGCAGAUCCAGGACGAAGUCAACAAGCUGCGACCACGAGUCAAGGAGCUAGAGGAGCAGGCGCACAAGCUGAGGCGGGAGAAGACGGCAUUGCAGGAGGAGGCCGAAUUCAAGGCGCAGCAGUACGCCAACGCUCAGGGCCUGCUGAGCAGCAUGCGCGACCAGACGGCCGAGAUGUCUACGCAGAUGAAGGAGUCCAAGUCGCAGGCCGAGUCGCUCGAGGAGGAGCUGGCGGAAGUGCAACGGCUGCUCCAGGAGCGGACGCGCGAGGGCGAGACGAUGCGGCGGCUGCUGGCAGACGUGGACGAGCGGGCGGACAGCAAGGUGAGGGAGAUGCGCGGGCGGAUGGAGGCGGCGAUUGAAGAGCGGGACAGGAUCGAGGACGAGUCGAGCACGUUGGCCCGGCGGAAGUCGCGGGAGACGGAGGAGCUGAAGCACAAGAUGCGGGAGCUGGAGCGCGAGGUCAAGACGUUGGGCCGCGAGCGAGACGAGCUCGAGGAGGGGCAGCGCGAGUGGAAGCGCCGGAGAGAGGAGCUCGAGGCGGUGGAGAGCAAGGCGGAGGCGGAAACGGAGGAGAUGCGGACGACGGUGUCGCAGCUGCGGUCGGCGCUGGACGCGUCGGAGGAGCAGCUGCGGGACAACGAGAAGCAGCGGGCGGACCUGCGCAAGAUGCUCGACGACGCGCGGCAGCGGUACGAGCGCAUGGCCAAGGAGCUGCGGGCGGCGCAGGCACGGCUGACGGCGAGCCCGAGCCGGACGUCGAUGGAGUCGAACCGCAGCGGCGCGGGGGCAAACGGCGGGGCGGCAGCGGGGGCAUCGGAAACGCUGUACCUCAAGACGAUUCUGCUGCAGUUUCUGGAGCAGAAGGACAGCAGGCUGAGGGCGCAGCUGGUGCCGGUGCUUGGCAAGCUGCUCAAGUUUGAUAAGACGGAAGAGCUGAAGUGGAUCAACGCGGUGCAGCAUAUAGAGGUGCGAUGA